Molecule: messenger RNA, 1562 nt
Organism: Aspergillus vadensis CBS 113365
Lineage: Eukaryota; Fungi; Ascomycota; Eurotiomycetes; Eurotiales; Aspergillaceae
Product: methionine aminopeptidase MAP1
Exons: 3
Coding region: 1-1185 (394 amino acids)
Biological process (GO): proteolysis
Molecular function (GO): metalloaminopeptidase activity
Source: RefSeq, a predicted model, not a curated record
AUGGCGGAAGUCGCAACGCGGAAAUGCAUGGGGCUGGACUGUGACAAGAACGCAGGCACGUUGCAGUGUCCGACAUGCCUCAAGGCGGGCACGGAUAGCUUCUUCUGCUCGCAGGACUGUUUCAAACGGAGUUGGAGCGAACACAAGACUAUUCACAAGAAGAGUAAUUUCCUGGCCAACCUCUUCACUCCUAAAGUAGUUUCUGAACCAGAUCCAGCAACCGGCUUGUACAACCCUUUCCCCGCCUUCCAGUUUGCCGGCAACCUGCGCCCUGUCUACCCGCUGUCGGCUCCGCGAACCGUCCCCAAGACCAUCCCCCACCCCGACUACGCCAAGGAUGGCAUUCCUCGUUCCGAGCAGAAGUUCGUUGGCCGCAACAACAUCAAGAUCCUGAGUAAGGAGGAGCAGGAGGGCAUGCGCAAGGUGUGCCGUCUGGCCCGUGAGGUGCUGGAUAUUGCUGCACGGGAGUUGAAGCCCGGUGUCACGACCGAUUACAUUGAUGAGGUGGUGCACAAGGCUUGUAUCGAGCGUGAAUCGUACCCCUCCCCCCUCAACUACUACAACUUCCCCAAGUCGGUCUGCACGUCCAUCAACGAGAUUAUCUGCCACGGUAUCCCCGACCAGCGACCCCUCGAGGACGGCGACAUUGUCAACAUUGACGUUACGCUGUACCACAAUGGUUUCCACGGAGACAUCAACGAGACCUACUAUGUCGGUGACAAGGCCAAGGCCAACCCCGAUGCGGUGCGCGUGGUUGAGACGGCGCGUGAGUGCUUGGACAAGUCUAUUGAGCUGGUGAAGCCGGGUAUGCUGUUCCGCGACCCUGGAAAUGUGAUCGAGAAGCACGCCAAGUCCCGGGACUGCAGUGUGGUCAAGAGCUACUGCGGUCACGGUAUCAACCAGCUGUUCCACUGCGCUCCUAACGUUCCCCACUAUGCGAAGAACAAGGCCGUUGGUGUUGCCAAGCCCGGUAUGUGCUUCACGAUCGAGCCCAUGAUCAACCAGGGUACCCACCGCGAUCGUACCUGGCCCGAUGACUGGACCAGCUCCACGGCCGACGGAGCCUUCUCCGCCCAGUUCGAGCAUACACUUUUGGUUACGGAGGAUGGUGUUGAGGUGCUGACGGCGCGCUUCCCCGACUCGCCCGGUGGGCCUGUGCCCAUCCCGGCUGCUGCGGAAGCGUGAGUUUCAAGUACAUUGCAUGCAGGUAGCGUAACGAGAUAGAGCGUUUAUGAUUACGAGGGUUGGGUGUGAUGCGUGCUGUAUUGGCACUGUUUUGGGGUGUUCUAAGUGAUUCUUAUGCCGCUGUCUUUGUUCGUCGUUGAAGAUAUCCUUAGUGUAUAGGAGUGGACCAUGACCAUAUCCAUAUUUGUGUAUUUUGGUGUCUGGCAUUGCGUUGUCGCAGUAUAGGUUACUAUCAGACCAGGAUGAAGGUGAAACAAGGAAAACGUCCAGCGAGAUUGUAACAGGAGAGCGUAGUUAGCAUUACGUACACGGCCGGAUCGGAGAAGAUAGCCUUAACGAUAGAGUUGCGAUUGCGAUAUCCGAGAAGAGACCAUCGC